Messenger RNA from Tetranychus urticae (two-spotted spider mite), 4053 nucleotides. RefSeq lists its product as uncharacterized. Gene Ontology annotation, cellular component: nucleus. Gene Ontology annotation, molecular function: protein binding. Lineage: Eukaryota; Metazoa; Arthropoda; Arachnida; Trombidiformes; Tetranychidae. The record is from RefSeq and is a predicted model, not a curated record. Gene Ontology annotation, biological process: regulation of transcription by RNA polymerase II.
UCCCUUUCAUUUUGCCUUUGCCUUUUCACUCCCUUUUAUGACUGAUAUACAUAAUAUAAACCCUUUUUUUCUGGUGAACAUGAUGAAGUCUCUCUUUCUUUCUCUGUCUUUCUCUGUCUUUUGAGAGGCUAAAAUUUGUUGGAUACAGAUAAGUUGUAAUGAGUUGUCCCAAAAAUUUUGGGUAAAUUUUUUUCUUCUCUUCUCUUCUUCUUCUUCUUUUCAUUUUCUUCUUCUUUCCUCAUCUUGUUGCCUUGAUUCAACUCUUGAAGGCCCCUCCUAAUUACUCAACGCUGAUUGUAAGCAAAUCAGCGCCUCACGCAACUCCCAGUGGACCCUUAAACCUGAAAUGAAAGAGAAAGAUGAAGGUUUGAUGAUGAGGAAGAUGAUGAUGAUGAGAAAUGAGAAUGAAUAAAACAAAAUCUUUCCUUUCAAUUUUCAAAAUUGUAGCAUCACAUUGCAACAUUUUCAUUUUCAAUUUUACUAAUUUCAUUUGAAGCAAACUAACAGAAGCAGAAUCGUAAUUUACUUGCCAAUAUUUACACAUUUAUUUCACAAUUUCAAUCCUUUCUUAAUCAUUGACAACCAUCAUCAUCAUCAUCAAUAUCAAUUUAAUAUUAAACAUUGAAUUAAUCAUUAUCUAACCUUUGAGAAUCAAUUUGUUUUGUCUUUCCUUUCCUUUGCCAUCCAUUUUAAAUAAUUUGUAUCUUAAACAACAGUUGACAAGUUUACUGUUGUUUACAAUUGUUAUUGAUUCCGUCAAUGGAUACGUUGACUGUUGACCUCUUUUCAUCAUCUUUUUCUUCAUCUCUUUCAUCUUCUCCAUCUUCAUCAUCAUCUUUUAUCAUCAAUCUUCUAUAGUGUAUCAGCAUCUGAAAUCAUCAACAAAAGCAACAACAAGUAAAUACAACAACAACUCGCAUCAGAAAACCAGAAUUUAGUUGAAAAUUGUUCACCAUUUAAUUUCACUUUUUAAACAACCAAAAUUGAUUCCAUCCUUUAACCAAAAAUACAAUCCAAUUGAUUGCCCAGUGCCUAGUAAUAGUCAAAGUGAUUAACAGUGGUUUAUCAACAACAAUUGUUUAACCAAACAGUUUAAAUGAAAAGAUGAAAAGUGAAGUGAUUAAACCUCAAGAUUUUGUUUAUCAAGUAAAUUAGUUGACACUUUGACAAAGUCUAACGUUUCAUCGACUAACCCAACCAAGAUGUCAUCCAUGGGCGAUUCAACAUUGGCUUACUGUUAUCGUCGCACUGAAUCUCAAGUGUCAAAACUGUUGACCAAUUUCGGUAAACUAUUUACUGACCAAAGUCUCUUUGAUUGUUCAAUUAUUUGUGAAGGUAAAGUUAUUAAAGGACACAAAUUCAUGUUGGCUGCUUCAUCAGAUUAUUUUAAGGCUGCAUUCACAUCAUUCAACAACACUUCAUGUUCAAAUAGUGCACUCAUUAUUGGUGAAGUGCCGUAUGAUGAUUUAAGGUUAAUCAUUGAUUACAUUUAUCAAGGUGAGAUAAUUAUACCUUCAAGUCAAUUGUCUUCCCUUCAAAGGUCUUGUCAAUGGUUGAAGAUCAACUGUUUCCUGACAACAACAACUACACCUUCAACCUCUUCAUCUUCAUCCAUUUCAUCAACACUGGCAACUGGACUCAUUCCCAUUACAAGUAAAAAAGUAUUCAAAGUAAAAUCAUUAGCAUCUUCAACAUCAUCAAAUGAUAAUUUAAAUUAUAAUGCUUCUUCAUCUUCUGCUUCCAAUAAGAUUAAAGUUAAACUAGACUCGUCUGAUUCAAUGAUGAUGAUGAUGAUCAAUAAAGAUAUUUUAUCCUCGUCAACUUCACCUUCUUCAUCUUCAUCCCAUGAACUUGUAAAUGGCCAUGCAAAUGGAAAUUUGAUUGGCACAUUGAAUCGAGUUCCAUCGCUUUUGUAUUCCAAUUUGUUUCGAUCAACUCCACAAAUGAUUAAGAUUGUUGAUCCAAUCAUUUUAAACUCGACCAACGAGCAAACCAAUGGUUCAUCGGUCAACUCAACAACAGCAACCACAACAACAAGCUCAACCUCAACCUCAUCCUUGGCUUGUGCAACAUCAACUUCACCUUUACUGACUCACAAGACUUCACCGACAGCCGAGACUAGGCGAGGUUUCCCUUUGCCGGGUGAGCCUUUUGUUCAGCUUCGAGAACUCCUUCGACGUGAACCAAACCAAUCGGAUAAUGGACAGACGGACACUGUCAAUGGUGAGGUUAAUGGUGAGGAUAAGAUGGAGAUGCAGGAGAAUGAUCAUGAUGAGGAAAGGAGAAAGGUCAAGGAAGAGUUGAUUGUUGAAGAGGAGGAGGAAGAUGGUGAUGGUGAUGAUGAGAAUGAUGAUGAGGAAGAGGCUGAAGAAGUGGAUAUUGAAGAGGAACAAGAACAGGAGGAAGAUGGUGUCAUUGAGAAUGAUGAGGAAGGUAAAGGGCAAACAGUUAAAGGUCAACAAGCUGAUAAUGCUGGUUAUUUGUCUUCAGAAGAAUUUGAAAUUGACAUUCCAAGGUCAAAUGAAGAGGGUGAAGACAACAUUUAUUAUCAUCAUCAACAUCAUCAACAAAAGAUGGACCCAAUGGAAGGUGAUAAUAAUGGUUCAAGUUUACAAGUGGAAGAGGAAAUGGAAGAAGAAAUGGAAAGACAAAUUGGUUCGAUGGAAGAGGAAAGGGUUGAAGGUGGAGACGAGGAGGAAGAAGAAGAGGAAGAAGAGGUUGAUGAAGAUGAAGAUGAAGAUGAGGUAAUUGAUAUGAGGGUUAAUGCAGGUCGUCGAUUUGAUGGACUUCAAUCAAGUCAACUAGCCAAGUCAAGUUCAACUCUUAACCAUUUAAGCAACACUUUCAAAGGAUCCAACCUGAAUGCUGCUGCAGCAGCAGCAGUUACAGCCGCAGUAGCAGCAGCCGUGACCGGAGGAUCAACCUCUUUGGGAUCAAAUUUAGUGGAUGAAUGUCCUUCUGGAGAUUCACUUGAUCUCGACUGUGGUGAUAAACUGAGGGCCACAGCCAACUACUCAAUGAUCCCAUUCACUGCAUCAAUAGCAUCAUCAUUUACCUCGGCCACGGCUCGAGCCAUUGCUGCAUCAACCACCCUUGCAGUUGCCUCGGGUUUACUGUCAAAGCAACAGCAACAACAACAGUCUCACAGUCAUUUAUCAUUGAACGGCAUCAAUGGUUCAUCACUUCAUCACCUUCACCCUCAUCAACAUCACCAUCAACAACAGCACAAUGAAACACUCUUUAAAACUCUCAAUAAUUCGUCCAAUUGUGAUUACAAAUAUGAUUCAUCUGAUGUUACGGUUCCCCUUAAACGAGGUCGCGGUCGACCACCUCGACAUUUACGUGAAACAACAGUCAAUGGUUCAUCAUCAUCUUCAUCAAACCUUAACUCAUCCAACCUGGAACCUUUAAGGUCAACUUUUAAGAUUCGUAAUAUUUUGCCUUCGGGAACCUCAAGUGACCUAAUACUUCAAUCGAACAACUCGAACACCAACAAUUCAAAUACAACCGGUGCAACAACCAACAAUGGUAACCAUCUAAAUGGCACCAAUCACGUCAACGGCAAUUCCAACUGUACUCCAAAUAACCAGAAUACCAAUCAUCAUGUUGGUAAUCACAUUAUUUUAUCAACAUCAUCCAAUCUUGGACUAACCCUGAAACGUAAAAUACGACUCACCAAUCACGGUUUAAUUGGUUUAGUUAGCGGUUCAUCGCCCAAAGGCCGUAAACCCAAAUUAGGAGCUCAUUCGGUUGACCAUUCGGCCAAUGGUAAAAAUGUUUGUCCCUAUUGUCCACAAGUAUACUAUUCAAAUCAGGCCAUGAAUGAUCACAUCAACAAUGUUCACACAGGUAAUUCCCGUAAAUAUACCUGUGACCUUUGCUCCAAAGAGUUUAGUUGGAAGAUCAGUUUAACCAAACAUUUACGCAACUCACAUAAACCCGAAAACAACAAGAGUGAACCCGAACUGGAUACAAGACAAUUAACUUUAAUGUAAAAUUGUAACAUUGAUAACAUUUAGAUUAACUAUUAAAAACAAAAGACUUGAAAUUUAA